GUGAAUACGUCCAUGGAAGUUCCACCAUGCGUGAAGGGGCAUGUGGUGGCCCUGCCAUUCCCCACGAGAAGCCUAAUCAACCCCAUGAUGAACCUCUGCAAAUUUCUCGCUUCAAGAAGACCCAAUGAGGUUUUUAUCACCUUCGUUGUCACUGAAGAGUGGCUCGGCUACAUCGAAGCUUACCCCAAGCCCCACACUAUUCGCGUCGCCACCAUCCCCGACCUCAUUCCUUCGGACGGCCAAACGGUCCACGACGUUCCUGGUUUCAUUGAAGCCAUUGCGACGAAGAUGAGACCUGCAUUCGAGCAGCUUCUAGAUAAACUUGAGUCGCCGGUUACUGCUAUCGUCGGUGAUGCUAAUUUGGUCUGGCCAGCCGCUGUGGCGAACCUUAGGAACAUUCCGGUGGCUCUGUUAUGGACGAUGUCAGCGUCGUGCUUCGAAUCGUACCGUCAGCUCGAUAUCUUGGCCCCUGGUCCUGACCGUUGUUUAUCGGUUCAUCUUUUGGGUAAUGUAUCCUGCAUGGCUACAUGA
This is a messenger RNA of Neltuma alba, 531 nucleotides long. RefSeq names its product UDP-glycosyltransferase 87A2-like. Gene Ontology annotation, molecular function: quercetin 7-O-glucosyltransferase activity; quercetin 3-O-glucosyltransferase activity. The record is from RefSeq and is a predicted model, not a curated record. Lineage: Eukaryota; Viridiplantae; Streptophyta; Magnoliopsida; Fabales; Fabaceae. Bases 13 to 531 code for a protein of 172 amino acids. The transcript has a single exon.